CCAGGUUAUCAGCCGAUUCGCACCUCGAAUCUGUCUUCUCUCCGCUCUUUUGCCUUCCAUCUCGUCAUACAGUCCUUCCUUUCCUCCGAUUCCAUCUCUUUCGGCACAAUUCACGGGGCCUCGAUUAAGGGUGACAACAUGAAUCCCCAUGUGCAUGUUGUCAAAAAGUUUAGGGAGACCAGAGAGUUCGAUACCUCAGACGCAGCUCGAUUCCCCAAUCGAGUGAGGACCGGCAGUUCUUCUGAGUCGUUGGCGAUUCGUAGGCCAACUCCUGCGGACCAUCCUCCUUCGAUUUAAGAGGAACUGCUGUCCUCCAGUGGUGACUAAGAACAUACUGCUCUCCCACAAAGUUACCGAGAAGAGAUGCUGGGUUCAUACAACACUUGAAGCUAGGAUGAUUGGAUGUACAGACUUAUUUGUCGUCACAUGGUACCUUCUAUGUUGAUGGCGAGUACUUCUGAGGAUCUGGUUCAUCCUAUAUGCGGCUUGUCUCAAGAGUGGUGAGACAGUUUGGCAGUGAUCAUUUGGUCAUGAAGAACCGUUGCUUGGGCAGCGACCGCCUUCAUGUGGAGCUCAAGCGCUUCUCACAAAUUACCUGAAAUGAGCGGAAGGCCGUUUGCGGAGCUGGCAGACAGGGUCAUGCCGUGUCUUGUACGCGGGAGCUUCACGUCUACACGUGUCACCACAGUCACGUGUGUAAGCUGAGACAAUGGGUCCACCUGUGGUCGAACAUCGUCGAGGGUCAAAGCUUGAAGGUGGUCGAUGCUCCACGCAAGUGUGAAAAGCAGUUGUCUCGGUUUUGCCACGCCAUAUGUAAAGGCCUGAUGCACAAAGUUAAAAACCACCGACGGGGCACCAGAAGAUAUGACCGGCCUGGCCAGCUGGGGGGUCUUCGCCUGUCAAGAACAAUCAGCGAAAGCAUAACUAGCUGCAGCAUUGCCUUCAAGAACAACCAUUGUAAUUUUUGGGCACUCAAUCUUUAAGCACCAAUCGUUGCAGAGUCAAUUUUGGUCACUAUUGAACAACGGGGCCGUGAGGAGAUCUUGCUCUUCUGCUAGGAAGCCGACGUCCAGUUCGAUAUGGGACUUCGCCAGUACCGGAAACUUUACGUCAAGGCAAUAUCUUUCGGACUGCGGAGGUUGCUCGGUCUCUCAAAACUCACACCCUCAACGUCAAAGUUGUCACUAUUUUGUCCAUUUCCGAGUCAAGCCAGUCGUCAAUUAUUCGAUUCUCAAGUCUAUCAGGCUGAUCACCUAUGGACUUGGUGCGAUCUGGUCUUGCACAAGCACUGCAGAGACAGCCGAUCUCGCAAAUUCCGACGGCCUACUUCGCCGGAGGAUUUGGAGACGAACACCGACUGCUCUUGCUGUGGAAUUACGCAGAGCCGGUGAAAAAGCAUCAGAACCUGCGAGACGUGCACAGACACGCCGCAGAGAAAGUCUGAAGAUACGUGACUCAUAGAAAGUCAGAAGACCUUGCGAUGAGACGUCAUCAGCAGACAGGUCAAGGACUCAAAGAAGUCAAGAACUCGAAAGCCUCCUGUGAGACAAGCACAAAUGCUUCGCAGAGGACUAGAGUAAGAAGACUCAAAGAAGUCAAGAACUCGAA
Exophiala xenobiotica is the source of this 1608-nucleotide messenger RNA. RefSeq lists its product as uncharacterized. The transcript has a single exon. The coding region runs from base 1080 to 1391 and encodes 103 amino acids. NCBI's taxonomy places the organism in Eukaryota, Fungi, Ascomycota, Eurotiomycetes, Chaetothyriales, Herpotrichiellaceae. The record is from RefSeq and is a predicted model, not a curated record.